AAUUCAGUCUGAGAAGGACUGUUGUUUCUGAUGAAGAAAGAGCUCCACCCUCGGCCACUGCCACAGCUGCUCUGCCAAUAACAAAGGCACAGCAUUUUCCCUCUGUGCAUCUCCAACAUGGAUGCUUUUCAGGGCAUUUUAAAAUUCUUCCUUAAUCAGAAAACUGUUAUUGGCUACAGCUUCAUGGCUCUGCUGACCGUGGGAAGUGAGCGUCUCUUUUCUGUUGUGGCUUUUAAGUGCCCCUGCAGCACUGAGAAUAUGACCUAUGGGCUGGUUUUCCUCUUUGCUCCUGCCUGGGUGUUACUGAUCCUGGGAUUCUUUCUGAACAAUAGGUCGUGGAGACUCUUCACAGGCUGCUGUGUGAAUCCCAGGAAAAUCUUUCCCAGAGGCCACAGCUGCCGUUUCUUCUACGUCCUUGGCCAGAUCACUCUGAGCUCAUUGGUGGCUCCAGUGAUGUGGCUUUCUGUGGCUCUGCUCAAUGGAACCUUCUAUGAAUGUGCCAUGAGCGGGACGAGAAGUUCAGGACUCCUGGAACUGAUUUGCAAGGGUAAGCCCAAAGAGUGCUGGGAAGAACUUCACAAAGUAUCUUGUGGCAAAACUAGCAUGCUACCUACCGUCAAUGAAGAACUGAAACUCUCCCUUCAGGCCCAGUCUCAGAUUCUAGGAUGGUGCCUGAUUUGUUCAGCAUCUUUCUUCUCUCUGCUCACCACAUGUUAUGCUCGCUGCCGUUCUAAAGUUAGCUACCUUCAGCUGAGUUUUUGGAAGACAUAUGCACAAAAGGAGAAGGAGCAGUUGGAAAAUACAUUUCUGGACUACGCCAAGAAGCUGAGCGAGAGGAACCUGAAAUGUUUUUUUGAAAACAAGAGGCCAGAUCCUUUUCCCAUGCCUACAUUUGCUGCUUGGGAGGCUGCUUCAGAGCUGCAUUCUUUCCACCAAAGCCAGCAACACUACAGCACCCUCCACAGAGUGGUGGACAACGGUCUGGAACUUAGCCCUGAGGAUGAUGAGACGACAAUGGUCCUUGUGGGUACUGCCCACAAUAUGUAGCUCAUCCAUCAUCACUGACUCAUGGUGUUGAGUGGUAUGCUCAUUCUGGGAUCCUCCUAACGUAUCACUAGCAACCUGUGUAUCUCUGUAUUUUCUUACAUUUGGAGUAUCUUUACAAGACAAUAACACAAAGGAAACUGCUUUGAAGCUCUCAAGUGGAGCAUCAGGAUGUGCUCAAUUUGAUGCUGCGGGGUGACAAAGGUGCUCUUGCAUUGGUGGAGAGGGGCUUAAUAGGCCCAAAUGUUGCUCCAAGAUCUAAGAUUUUAUCAUUCAACAGACAGACUCAUGUGAGAGGGCUCAUCAGUCUCUGUAAAUAUUGGUUGCAGAAUUUAGGGGCAGAAGCAAUGGCUUGUGAGUGAGCAAGUUACUCUUAACAUAGGUUGCCCUACACAGUGGCUCCUGCAGUGUGAUCAGCAGGAGUCUCUGUCCUACAAAUCUAUCCCUUUAAGGAUGUAUGAAAUUCUGGAAUUCAUUCCCUCAGAAUCUGAAGACCUCAGUUCUCAAAAAUGACAAGUUGCAAGAAUAUGAUACCUAAAAUUGAAAGUUUUUCACAUUUUUUCACUGUAUACUGAAAAUACGCCCCUGGAAGCACAAAAAUCAUAAUUUUUGUGGGCUUUAUGUACUUUUGCCUUUGUGAACCAUUUCCUACAUUCAAAAUAGUAGUAACAAAUAUAUAUAUAUACAGAAAUAUGUAUUUAUAACUGCACUGAUAAAAGGUGAAUAUAUUAGCAUUUUCUUCAACCUAAAAGUUUAUGUAUUUUCUUCUGAUUUUAAAAGAAAUUAAAAACAUUUUCGUGGGCCCUUACAAGUAUUGUGGUCCUUAGGCACAGUGCUUACUAGGCCGUGGGUACGUCUUAGUGCGUUUGGGCUACUAUAACAAAAUAUCAUAGAUAGGUGGCUUAUACAAAAUAGAAAUCUAUUUCUCACAGUUCUGGAGGCUGGGAAGUCUGAGGUCAGGGUACCUGCAUGGUCAGGUUCUGGUGAGAGCAAUUUUCCAGGUUGCAAACUGCUUGCUGACUUUUCAUUGUCCUUCCAUGGUGGAAAGUGCAAAUAAGCUUCCUUGAGCAUUUUUAUAAGGCACUAAUCCCAUUCCUGGAGGCUCCACCUUCAUGACCCAAUUACUUCUCAAAGGCUCUGCUUCUUAGUACUAUCAGCUUGAAGGUUAAGAUUUCAACAUAUGAAAUUGGGGGAGACACAAACGUUCAGACUAUAGUAGGGUAAAUUGACCUUGACUAAAGGUCUGGGGACACUGUCCAAAGCAGUACUGGCAUAAAACUGUACUGCAGUCUUACAUUUAUCAGAAAUAAUGCAAAUCUUGCAUUCUACAAUGUACUAUAUCCAUGUUAGUAUGUACAUAUAUAUGUGUAUGUGUAUAUGUACAUAAAUUCUCCUUAAAUCUCUGAGAAGAAUUGUGCUUUAAAAAAGAACUAUGUUUUGUGCUGUGGCUCAUACCUUACCGUGGUAGUCUAUGUCUCCUAGUUUGAGAAAGCUGAAUAUUAACUUCUUAUUAACACGAAACAUGAUGGUAAACUGAAUCCUACAAGUAUAGGACCCAGAACAUAUCUAUGUUAUUGUCGUUUACAAGAAGAAAUAUGUAUUUGGUCUUUCUUCCUAUUCCUGGUACAGAGCUCCUAAAACCUUUGGGACCUCCGAAGUGAUGUGUCUGGUAGUACGCGAAUGAGAUGACUGAUAGUUAGGGGCUUCUGAAUGGCCUCAGAAUGGGGUCUGGUUGCCAGGGGAACCAACCAUGUGUUUAGAGGGUUGGAAAUUUCAGCCCCACUCCCAGACCUUGGGGAAGGAAGAAGGGCUGAAGGUUGAGUUGAUCACAAAUGGAUAAUGAUUUAAUCAAUCAUGCCUAAGAAUAAAGCUUCCCAUAAAAAUCCAAAGGACAAGGUUCAGAGAGCUUCUGCGUUGCUCAAUACAUGAGGGGUGGUGCACCCAAAGGGGCCGUGGAAGCUCCAUGCCCCUUCCCCCAAACCUGUUCCUGUGCGUCUCUUCCAUCUGACUGUUUCUGAGUUAUAUUAUUUUGUAAUAGACUGACUAUAGUAAAUAAAGCCCUUUCCUGAGUUCUGUGA
Messenger RNA from Pongo pygmaeus (Bornean orangutan), 3122 nucleotides. It is a transcript of the gene CALHM5, whose product is annotated as calcium homeostasis modulator family member 5. The record is from RefSeq and is a predicted model, not a curated record. The transcript has 2 exons. Bases 118 to 1047 code for a protein of 309 amino acids. NCBI's taxonomy places the organism in Eukaryota, Metazoa, Chordata, Mammalia, Primates, Hominidae. Gene Ontology annotation, cellular component: plasma membrane. Gene Ontology annotation, molecular function: monoatomic cation channel activity.